GGUGAGAGAUGGGGGUGCGCGUAGGAAAGAAAAGAGUCUUUUUUGUUUCUAAAAAUAUUUGGAUUGGCCCAAGGUUUUUUUUCACGCAGAAGCAUUAGGGGUUCUGCCAGUCUUCUUCCCAUUCCAACAUUCAGAAAACCUAGAGACCUAAAGCCCCUCUCCCAAACGAGGCAGCUAAAAGUGGACCUCCGCCUGUUCGCGCACACGCGCCACCGCCUCCGCCAAAACGGCCGCCGCCAACCGCAAAACCAGGACACCACCAGUGCGCCGAUCGCCACCACAGACCCCACCGGUUGCCGCGCCAAGCUCCUCUUCUCCGCUUCUUCGCGCGAGAGAGAAACUCUCGCCUCUCCGCGCCACGCCGACGCCACCACCGGUGAGGCCAACCACCGCGAGCCGUGAACCAAGAUCGCGCCAGCGAUGCAGCCCGCCGCCGGAGUCACUGUCGGUCACGGCGCCAGACCCUCCUUUCCUUCCCUCCUUCCCGCGUUAGAGAAACCCUCACGCUUCUCCGUCAAUCGCUGCUUGAACGAUCACGGCUGGACUUCUGGAAGCUUUGGGAUUGGUUGCUGGAAUGUCUGCUGCAGGUUCAGGAUUGGAGAUUAUAGAAAAUCAUCUCAAGUCAUGGAAAACAGUGCGAAGCAUUUAGAUGAGGACGUUAUCAAGGAAGAAGAAUCGCCUAAACUUGCGGCGUUGUUGAAAGAGAUGAAGGAAGGGCUCGAUACUGUGAGGCUUAAAGUUCAAUCUUUAACUGCCAAAGUGAAAGAAGGUCAGUAUCCUACAGCAGAUGGAUUUAGCUACCUUGAGGCUAAGAAUUUGCUGCUUUUGAAUUAUUGUCAAUCCCUUGUUUAUUAUUUAUUGCGGAAGGCUAAAGGGUUAUCAAUAGAAGAUCACCCUGUUGUUCAAAGUGUUGUAGAGAUAAGAUUGUUUUUGGAAAAGAGUCGGCCAAUUGACAGAAAACAACAAUACCAAAUCCAGAAACUAGUGCAGGCUGGUGAAAAUGCAGCCAAAAGUGAUAUUCAAAGUACGGAGCCAGAUGCGUCCAAUAAGAGUGAGGAUGCAUCAAAGUAUCGUCCCAAUCCUGACAUGCUAGUUAGCAAAGUAGACUUAACCUUGCAGGAUGGACAUGAUACAUAUCAACCUGUAAAGUUUGCCCCUACUUCUAUGGAUCUAGAAAAACCUUCUAAGCAUGAAAGAAAUGCCUUGCGAAGAGAAAAAGAAAUUCUGAAACAAGCUAAGCAGAGUGAUUAUAUCAGGACAUUGAUGAAUGAUAUGGAGGAAAGACCUGAAGAGGUGAGGGAUUUUGAGGGAGCUAGCAAAGAAGUUGAUAGAUUUGUCUCCAAGAUGGAGAAACGCGCUCAGCAAGAGGAGGAGAUGUUCACUCGUGUUCCUCUUACGAAACAGGAGAGGAAGCGAGAAAAAUGCUUGAAGAAAUCAAGAAAUGGGUUGCAAGGUCUAACAGAAAGUUUCUAUGAUGAAAUCAAAACAUUACCCUUUGAAGAUAGAACUGAAGAGCAAGUAAUGGGAUCUGGUAAAGGUAGCAGCAGAAAGAGCCGAGUACACAAGCGAAAGAGGAAACACUGAAGGAGGAGAUUUAGGAUUUUGACCUAAAGGGUUAUGGGAGACUGACCACCGCAUGCUGUUGGAGGAAGUAAUAUUAGGUUGAAUGCAAAGGAAAUGUAAAAGCUAGUGUUGGGUAUUGGGGAAUUCUUUCAUGUUUGUAGAUUUAUGUUUGUAGGUUUAUUUUUGUACUUUAUUGCCAUCCUAAUUAGCUGGUGCCCAAUGGGGAACGUGGAUUGGAGAUUUUGGAAGCGAUGAAAUAGUGUUUUUUGGUUUA
This is a messenger RNA of Vigna angularis (adzuki bean), 1837 nucleotides long. RefSeq lists its product as uncharacterized. Gene Ontology annotation, biological process: maturation of SSU-rRNA from tricistronic rRNA transcript (SSU-rRNA, 5.8S rRNA, LSU-rRNA). The transcript is spliced from 9 exons. NCBI's taxonomy places the organism in Eukaryota, Viridiplantae, Streptophyta, Magnoliopsida, Fabales, Fabaceae. The record is from RefSeq and is a predicted model, not a curated record. Gene Ontology annotation, cellular component: nucleolus; small-subunit processome. Bases 421 to 1584 code for a protein of 387 amino acids.